Parascedosporium putredinis is the source of this 927-nucleotide messenger RNA. The record is from the annotation of a GenBank genome assembly. NCBI's taxonomy places the organism in Eukaryota, Fungi, Ascomycota, Sordariomycetes, Microascales, Microascaceae.
AUGAAGUCCCUCACGCCGCUUCUCUUGGCGAUCGCGCCGCUGGCGCUUGCCCAGGACCCCGUGCCUUGGACGGAUGCGGAGAGUGGCAUUAGCUUCAAUACGUGGGCUGCGCCAAGCAUGACCUACGGUAUGGCCCUCCCAGCGGACGCGCUCGAGACGGACGCGACUGAGUACAUUGGCCUCUUGACCUGCGCUUCCACUGAAGGUGCCAACACGGGAUGGUGCGGCAUUUCUUUCGGCGGCGGCAUGACCAACAGCCUCCUCAUGCUUGCUUACCCUCACAACGACCAAGUCCUCACCUCGUUCCGUUGGGCGGAAUCCUACGGCCCCACCACCCCCUACACGGGCGACGCACGCCUCACCCAGAUCUCCUCCGUCGUCAACGAGACCAGCUUCUCCGUCAUCUACCGCUGCGAGGGCUGCCUGAAGUGGAGCCACAACGGCGUCGACGGAGCCGUUGCCACGAGCGCUGGCCUCGCCGUGACCGGCUGGGCGCACGCUACCGCCAACGUCAACAACCCCGACUGCGCGGACUCGGCCGGUACCAGCCAACAUGCCACGCAAGGCAUCCUGCCUGCGCGCUUCAACUCCGAGGCUGCCACGCGGUCGUAUGAGGCCUGGGCUCAAUUGGCCGUUAGCGAGGUCAAGGGUAGCUGCGGAGGAGCUACUGAGCCGAAACCGGAGCCCCAGCCUGAGCCUGAGCCUGAGCCCGAGCCUGAGCCCGAGCCCGAGCCGGAACCUGAGCCUGAGCCAGAGCCGGAACCCCCUGCUGCCAAGUGCUCCCAGGAAUACGUCGUGCCUCAAGGCUCGUUCUGCUACGCCAUCGCCAUGCUACACAACAUCACACUUGAAGCUUUCCUCGCGCUCAACGAGGGCUUGGCUUGCAAUACGUUGCAGCCCGGCGACGUGGUUUGCGUGAAGGGAUAA